AUGCGUAUCUUUUCAAGUCUUGUGGCAGCAACUAUUGCAGCGCUUAUAGGUCAUACUUUGGCCGUUCCUAUCAUAGUCCACCCUGGUAGUGCGAAUAAUCUUGUCAUCACGUCGCAUGAUACUAUCAGUGAGGCGAAGUCUACCAGCAAGCCGGCUGCUGCCCACUCAGCUGCUGAAUCUGAGGAGCUCUCAAUCUCAGUGUACAACAACUUCAACAGUGAUCGUGUCAAUGUCUAUGUCACUGGACUUGAUUCCAACGGGGAAAUUGUCCUACUCACACCUGGUGGGAAUUGGUACACUCCACCAAGAAACAGUGAAGCCACAGUGCCUGAACAAAUCACGGAAGGCAUUGCCAUCCCUAUUGGUGCCUAUGGAACGACCACUUCUAUCACUCUUCCGACCUAUGUGUCUUCAGGUCGCGUUUGGGUCGCCGACGGUGAGCUGAGUUUCUUUACUGUGCUAGCUGCCACUGGUGUGCUAUCCCUUGUCGAACCAUCUGCAGUCGACCCAUACGAUCCUAGUGCAGAUGUCAACUGGGGGUUCGUCGAGCUCACAACAGACUCUAGGGGAAUUACGGUCAACCUCAGCUAUGUUGACUUCAUUGGUCUCCCACUUGGUAUUGAGGUCCAGGGAAGUGAUGGCACCCAAACAGCUCUCGGUGUGACUACAAAUGCUUUAUCCUCUAUCUGCGAUGCCUUGACGGCACAAUCAUACUCAGACGGCCGGCCCUGGAGCGAGCUCUGCAUGAUUGACAACAGCGGCAAUAUUCUCCGCGUGAUUUCUCCCUACAACUACAUAAACCUGUUCCCGACCGCCUUUGAUUCCUACUGGAUGGACUACGUCUCUCAGUCCUGGUCUAUGUACGAGACUACGACCCUGACCUUUGACACCCAGACUUCAGCUGGCCUGGUAGACUGUACAGUGCAAGACGGUGUUUUUAAUUGCGCAGGCGACAACCGAGGCUACUCACAGCCAGCCGCCAGAGAUAUAUUUGGAUGCAACGAUGGUCCAUUUGCAAUCGAGGCCACCGAUAAUGACGUCCAUCGAGCUAUCGUGCCUCGUCUCUGCGCCGCAAUUAACCGGUCAACCCUUUUACUCAGCGGUGGUAAUAUGCAACCGAGCCUCGACGCAAGUUGUUACUACACGAUAUCACCAACAAACUACUACACCAAGAUUGUCCAUCAGUAUGAGGCCGAUGGGAAGGGAUAUGCUUUUCCUUAUGAUGACGUGACUCCUGAUGGCGCGCCAAACGCCUCUGGUCUUCUUUAUGAUCCGAACCCCACACUUCUCACUAUCACCGUUGGAGGGCCAAUGUCCUGA
Molecule: messenger RNA, 1320 nt
Organism: Penicillium canariense
Lineage: Eukaryota; Fungi; Ascomycota; Eurotiomycetes; Eurotiales; Aspergillaceae
Exons: 1
Coding region: 1-1320 (439 amino acids)
Source: RefSeq, a predicted model, not a curated record